UCACAAGGCCCGCUUCAACGAGCUCUUCAACUCCCUCCCGCCUGAAAGCAGGUCCUGCUGCCGCCUCUUGAGCUCCAGGGGCCGCUCUCGUCUGGUUGGCUGUCGGCGGUCCCGUCCAGCGACCACAAGACGCUGAACAACUUCCAGUACCGUCUCGCCGUCGCCGAGCGUCUCGGCAUUGCCCUCCCGCACGCAACCGUCAUGCAGCGAUGCACCUGCGGCGGGGAGGUUGACGAGUUUGGCGACCACUAUUUUCUCUGCCAU
This is a messenger RNA of Vitrella brassicaformis, 264 nucleotides long. The record is from the annotation of a GenBank genome assembly. NCBI's taxonomy places the organism in Eukaryota, Vitrellaceae.